GUGAAGAUAUUUGACUCAUUCGCAAGAGCAAUGUCUGUUACAAAGAAAUGUAAACAGCAUUCCUUUAAACGCUUUGAUUACGACUUGCAGCUUGUUGAUGUCCCAGGUUUUUGUGACACAGUAAAAUCACAUGACGACAUAAAGGAAGAGAUAAUGAAAUGUAUAGGCAUGUCAUCUCCUGGAAUACACGCCAUUCUUUUCAUCGUGAGGGUAGGAAGGUUCACUGAAGAAGACAAAAAUACACUUGAAAGGUUCCUGCGCUGCUUUGGAGAAGAAUCAAAACGAUUUGUGAUUAUUGUAUUUACUUGAAAAGAUGACUUGGAAGCGGAUAAUGAUACCCUUGACAACUAUCUAGGUGAUUGCCCAGUGACACUGAAGAAGUUUCUAUUUGAUGUAAGUCGUCGCUGUAUUGCUGUCAACAACAGGGGGACGGAUCCAGAGAAGGAGAAAUUUACCAGAGACCUGAUCAACAUGAUAAAAAGCAUGGUUGAUGCCAACGGCGGCCAGUGCUACACAAACGAGAUGUAUGAGAGGUGUGAGGCUGAGCUUCGAGAAGCUGAGAAGAAGGAAAAACUUGAAGAGAAGAGGGAGAAGCAGCUCGAGGAGAAACUCAAGCAAGAAGCUGCUGCCUAUGAAGAACAGUUACAGAGCCAGGAACUUAAAGUGCAAGAACUGGAGAGACAACUUCAACAAGAAAAGAAACGGAUGGCUGAACAAAAGGAGACAGCUGCAGAGGAAAACAUGAAGAGAGAAGUUCAGAAGGUGAAAGAUCUUCAGAAAACCAUUAGGGAAGAACAUGAGCGUACGAGAGAAGAAAUGCGACAUGAAGAAGCUCGGAAGCAGAUACGAGAGAAAGUUGAAAAUAGCGACACUAGUUACUUUGGAACUGCUUACCGAUGGGUAAAGAGCAGGCUUGCUUCAUUAAACCCAUUUUCAUAAUGGUAGCUGUAUGACAAAGAACUGUAAAAGCUAGAUUUUCAGUGAUUCAUUCAUAUAAUUUUGGUCACUACGUUUACAUUUAUGUUACUUUAUUAUAUAUUCAAUAGAACAGAUUUUUUUAUAUACAUUUCUUCAGAUCCAGGCUUUGAGGUCGACAUUUCAGUUUUUUCUUGGUACAAUUGAGCAAUGCUCCUCAUUCGAAGAGCGUCAGACGACUCAUGGUCAAAAAGUCUUUGAAUGAGGAUUGAAUAAGCACCAUUUGGGGCUGGGUUUAUAUCCAAAAAAAAUAUUGUUCCCGAAAAUUCUGAAAACAAGUUAUUAUGCUUCAAACCAGACCCUCGCCUCCCACACCCUUGAACUUACGUAUAUGUAUAUAUCCAUGUGCAUGGAAGUGUUCACGAGUGCCUGUGUGUGUUUGUGCUUAUACCUGUCCGGAAUAAUGUCGGUUCGAUAGUGCUCACCACAGUUGAACAUGAAUACCCCAUUCUGACAGUGACUAUGAACCCACCAGUGCCUGUUAUAUAGCCCGUUAAGGCCGAGCCCCAGCCAUGGUAGCAACUUUUGGUAUGGCGCGGUCAGGGGAUCGAACCACUGACCUUACGCACUCCCUGCAGAUGCUCUAUCAACUAGACCACAGAGGAACAUGUGACCCAUGUUUGGUUCACCUCCAUUUUUUAUUGAGAAACGUCUGUCGAUGAAUUGGUUUCUGGAUGUAGUAUGGAAAGUAGCGUAAUGUCAUUAGGUUUGUCUUAAUGUUACUACAGUCUUGUUCGUCUUGUUUACUACUUGGCUUUUGCGAAAUCUGUUUUUAAAUAAUUUACCAUGCUUUGUAACCUAGGUAUGUAUAAAUAACAGCUAGAUAAUGUAAUGAAUAACUGUUUCUCAUGUUUUGGAACUAUGCCAUGGGAAUAGUAAUUUGGCUACCCUUUCAUUUUCGCCUUUACCUUAUUGCCAUUUUGCCGCGGUCUUACUUUAGACAUGUGUUAGAUAGUUCCCUUCUGGCAAUAUCUGCCGCGGAAGGUUUGAGCACUUCUGUUAUAUAAUCUGUUCUGGACGUGUGUCUUAUGAUAAACAUAUGCCAUAGAAACACUAUGUAGUCACCUCUAUCUACCAAUUUAACUAUUCAGGAAAAAAAUGUCCACAUGAGUUUACCGCAUUUUACUCCAAAGGAUCGCUACUUUUAAAAAGGUAAUACCCCAAAUUGUGUACAUCUGUUGAAAUAGGCGAUGACAAUAUUGCGUUAAGCCAUGUUUAAUAGAGCAAAAGUCACGUGACAUGUAAUGUCUGCAAAAUACAUGUGACCAAUGAUCAAUCAGAUCACUCAUCAGAAUGAGAGUAAAACUGAAAAACACACAUAUUCUGACAAAAACUCCCAGUAGCCCGUAUGUGACCCACGUGAUGCGUUCACAACCUGACACCGCUUCUCAUACUUCUCUGGGUGGUCGUGUAGCCUAGUGGUUAUAGCGUUCGCUCAUUAGGCCAGAGACCCGCGCUUAAUUCCCAAACCUGGGUACUAUGUGUGAAGCCCACCGUUAUAUUGCUGGAUUAUUGGUAAAGCGGUGUAAAACCAUACUCACUCACUCAAUCUCAUGCUCCCAUUAAGUGUCUUGAUGGUUGCCAAGGGAAGAUUGGUUCACUCUUCAGUAAGAACUCUUCAGUCACAAAGUGAUGAUGUCUUCCUCCAAUCCAGUCUUCCCGCUGUGUGGUAGAACUCUGCCCCAUGUCGCUUGGUAUCUGUAGCUGGCAUCUGCCUAAUUCUUCGGUUGUCAAACGACAUCUUUAAGGGAGCAUAAGUGAAUUCGGUUGUUGCAAUCCUAGUAGCAAAUGUUGUUGUGCUCUCUGAUAAUGAUGUGCCAAGAUUCUGCCACGAUACGAAUGAACGCUCGUUUUCAAGCACCUCGUGCACUUUUUGCCAAUGACUGCAUGCCUCUGUACGUGAGAUACUUUAGGGGUAAUCCAAUCAUUGUGUGCAGGGAUAUUACAAUGUUAAUUUGUUGGAUGAUAUUGUUUAGGUAUCAUCAAAACUUGAUCCUUAGCAAACUUUGAGUAGUAUAUAUCAAGAGAAGUUAAAUGUGAAACAAUGUGUUGAGUUGCAUUCUUGGUAAUUUUCUUCUCUUUUAAAGAUUUCUUUGUUAAAUAAAUUUAUAAAAAAUGUC
Molecule: messenger RNA, 3095 nt
Organism: Haliotis rufescens (red abalone)
Lineage: Eukaryota; Metazoa; Mollusca; Gastropoda; Lepetellida; Haliotidae
Product: capping protein inhibiting regulator of actin dynamics-like
Exons: 1
Coding region: 472-939 (155 amino acids)
Source: RefSeq, a predicted model, not a curated record